Amblyraja radiata (thorny skate) is the source of this 558-nucleotide messenger RNA. It is a transcript of the gene rps15, whose product is annotated as ribosomal protein S15. Bases 72 to 512 code for a protein of 146 amino acids. Gene Ontology annotation, cellular component: ribosome; cytosolic small ribosomal subunit. Gene Ontology annotation, molecular function: RNA binding; structural constituent of ribosome. The transcript is spliced from 4 exons. Gene Ontology annotation, biological process: translation; ribosomal small subunit assembly. NCBI's taxonomy places the organism in Eukaryota, Metazoa, Chordata, Chondrichthyes, Rajiformes, Rajidae. The record is from RefSeq and is a predicted model, not a curated record.
GGAGGGCGGAAGUCCCGCGAUAUCUGGCGAGCCGGAAGUGAGGCGGACCUUUUCCGGCGACGGCGGCAACCAUGGCUGACCCUGUAGAACAGAAGAAGAAAAGGACAUUCAGGAAAUUCACCUACAGAGGUGUGGACCUGGAUCAGCUCCUUGAUAUGUCCUAUGAACAGUUGAUGCAGUUGUAUUGUGCUCGGCAGCGGAGGCGUGUGAACAGGGGUCUGCGCCGCAAACAGCAGUCCCUCCUCAAACGGCUGCGCAAGGCCAAGAAGGAAGCUCCGCCAAUGGAGAAACCCGAGGUGGUGAAGACACAUCUUCGUGACAUGGUGAUCCUUCCGGAGAUGGUCGGCAGCAUGGUCGGUGUGUACAACGGCAAAACCUUCAACCAGGUUGAAAUCAAGCCUGAAAUGAUCGGCCACUAUCUUGGAGAGUUCUCUAUCACCUACAAACCUGUCAAGCACGGUAGACCUGGUAUUGGUGCCACUCACUCCUCCAGAUUCAUCCCUCUGAAGUAGUGUCUAUCAUGGAAAUGUUGUGUAAAUAAAACUCAUUCCAGUACAA